UGUUGAAUUCUAGAGGUGGGAGCAGGCCUUGCAAAAACCCUUGGGCCAUUGCCUCUCUUUUCUUCCUGUAGGUCUCAACACCCUCCCUCCAAAUUAUCCUACGGCGCCUCGGACUGCCGUCUGACACCAUUCUUGAUUCUUCUCAACAAUGCUUAGUCCAAGAAAUUUGUUGUUCAAGUCCAAAAUUUCAAAGAGAAAACACACCAGAAAGCCAAAAAUAACUAAUAAGAAACAGAAAUUUGAAUCCAAGAAUCAGGAAGCAGUCCUAGCAAAGCCACCACCCCAGUUAUCGGGCGAAGAUGAAGAACACGAUGGAGUUGCAGGAGAAGGAGAUGAUGGUAAUUUCAACUUGAAGGGCUCAGCUCCUUCUCACUCACAUGGCGUCCAACCAUUGGGAAAUCUUUACGUCAGCAGCUCAUCUAUUAACUCGAGAGACACGGGCCUCGGUAAUUUGCAAUCCCUUACAGACGAGCUUAUUCUUGAGGUUCUUGGACUUUUGAGUGGGACGGACUUGGGCGUUUUAUCAACUGUAAGCAAAUCAUUCUAUGUUUUCUGCAACCAUGAGCCGCUCUGGAGGAACAUUGUCUUGGAGACGUGUAAAGAUGGGUUCUUGUACAAGGGUUCUUGGAGAAAUACUUUUGUUAGUGCUUAUAGAUAUUCGUUUGACAUUGCUGGUUCUGGAAUUAAAGUUAGGGACUUCUAUUCUGAUUACUUGUUUCAGAGUUGGCUCUGUGCUAAUCUUGAAAUGAAGCCUGAGUGGCUCGAGAGGGAUAACAUAGUGAGGAAAAAGGGAAUAUCUAUUGAGGAGUUUGUUUUGGAUUUUGAGGAGCCGAAUAAGCCAGUGCUGUUGGAAGGUUGUUUGGAUAGUUGGCCUGCUAUGGAGAAGUGGGAUAGGGAAUAUUUGAUUGAAGUUUGCAGGGAUGCUCUAUUCUCAGUCGGCCCAGUGGAAAUGAAGCUUGAGGACUACUUUAUGUACUCAGAUCAGGUGAAGGAGGAAAGGCCAUUGUAUCUUUUUGACCCAAAAUUUGCUGAUAAAGUUCCACAAUUGGGGUUGGAUUAUGAAGUUCCUGAAUACUUCAAUGAGGAUCUUUUUGGCGUUUUAGGCAAUGAGAGGCCAGAUUACCGAUGGAUUAUAAUUGGACCGGCAGGGUCUGGAUCGUCGUUCCACAUCGAUCCUAAUUCAACGUCUGCUUGGAAUGCGGUGAUUAGAGGUUCCAAGAAAUGGGUUUUGUUCCCUCCCGAUGUGGUGCCACCAGGGGUGCUCCCAAGCCCAGAUGGUGCAGAGGUUGCAUGCCCUGUUUCUAUAAUUGAGUGGUUUAUGAACUUCUAUAAUUCUACCAAAAGUUGGAAAAAGAGGCCCAUUGAGUGUGUUUGCAAGGCAGGAGAAGUGAUCUUUGUGCCUAAUGGAUGGUGGCAUUUGGUUUUUAACCUAGAAGAUUCUGUGGCCAUUACACAAAAUUUUGUUAGCAGGAGGAAUUUAUUGAACGUUUUGGAUUUUCUAAAGCGGCCUAAUGCAAGGACUCUUGUGUCCGGAACAAGAGAUAGAGUGAAUUUGCACGACAAAUUCAAGAAUGCCAUUGAGGCAUCUCUACCCGGAACCUUAGAUGAAUUGAGACGGAAAGCAGAGGAGAAAAGGCAGCAGCAGAAGAAACUUUCUUUCUGGGAGUCUGUAACCGAUUCCAAGGUGGGCGCUUUCAAGUUUUCCUUUUAGGACUGCAUCAAGCACCGAAAGGACACCGGAUUAGAAAAAUGCCGGAAUGUUAACAUUAGACCUUCACAUAUUUUUCAAUCUGUCACAUUUCUUGCAACCAUAGCAGAAAAUGUGAGUAACAGUUGAGAUUGGAGUCGCAUCCCAUUUAACUUCCAUCAUAGAUUAAUCAUUGAUUUACUUUAAGUUAUAUUACAUUUGCACUUCUGUUCAUUCCUAGCAUGAGGUUGCACAUUAUAUUAAAAUUUUGAAGUACAAAAUUUGUGACUGCUAUAUUUGUGCCAGUCAUUUGUAUACGAUGCAAAUUGCUUGUUUUAUUUCCAACGAACGUGUCGUGUUAGAAUAAACGAAUCAUAAAAUCGAGCUUGUGAUUUGGAUCUUCACCUAGAAUGGUAUGUAUUACAGAUA
Messenger RNA from Sesamum indicum (sesame), 2116 nucleotides. Its product is annotated as transferring glycosyl group transferase. Lineage: Eukaryota; Viridiplantae; Streptophyta; Magnoliopsida; Lamiales; Pedaliaceae. Gene Ontology annotation, molecular function: protein binding; cis-regulatory region sequence-specific DNA binding. Gene Ontology annotation, cellular component: nucleus. The record is from RefSeq and is a predicted model, not a curated record.